GCGAAAUAUUGAGAUGUGAUUUUCCAUUUCAUCUUCAUUCAAACGCAUAUUUAAACACUGCAUCGCUCUGCCUCUCCCUCUCCACCUUGGCCGAAUAGCUUCUGUAAUGGCCGCUUCCUCUCCACCUAAACCUUCGAUCUCCACCAUAAAUUUACAUUCCAAUUCUCCAAACAACCCAUCUGCUUUCUCAACAAAUCGACCCACUCUAAAAUUUCGGACCCGUUCGGCAUUUCAAUCAACAACCCUGCGGACCAAAUGGGGGAAUCAAUCGGGGUCGAGAACAGGAUCGGCGGUGGUGCGAUGCACGGCGGAGGGGAUGGAGAGAAGCAUACCAUUCGGCCGGAGAGCAAUCGGAUCCGCCGCCGACGAGCAAGCCGCCGGAAUCGGAGUCGGCUUGCCGGAGAGGUUUAAGGUUGUGGCGUUAACCGCAUUCGUGAUGUGUCUGUGUAAUGCGGACAGAGUGGUGAUGUCGGUGGCGAUUGUUCCUCUCGCUGCCAAAUAUGGGUGGUCCAGUUCCUUCCUCGGCGUCGUUCAGUCAUCGUUUCUAUGGGGAUACAUAUUGUCGUCGGUGGUUGGAGGAGCGUUGGUGGACAGAUAUGGAGGAAAGCGAGUGAUGGCUUGGGGAGUGGCCUUGUGGUCUCUUGCCACUCUUCUUACUCCAUUGGCAGCCAACCACUCAACAACCACUCUCUUGGCCGUUCGUGCCUUCUUUGGCCUCGCUGAGGGCGUCGCUAUGCCUUCCAUGACCACGCUCUUGUCAAGGUGGUUUCCCAGCCAUGAACGAGCCAGUGCAGUUGGUAUGUCAAUGGCUGGUUUUCAUCUUGGCAAUGUUGUAGGAUUGCUAUUGACUCCUGUUAUGCUGUCGUCCCUUGGUGUCACUGGUCCCUUCUUGCUAUUCUCGUCUCUUGGGCUUCUCUGGCUGAUGUCGUGGAUUCCUGGUGUUACAAAUAACCCGAGACAGAGUCGAAGUAUUAGCAUAACGGAACUGCGAUUGAUCGAAGCUGGGAAAGCCGAUUCUUCUAGUCGUAAUGGCGAGCACCUGCCUCUUAGCUCUCUUCUUUCCAAGUUACCAACGUGGGCUAUUAUAUUUGCCAAUAUGACUAAUAAUUGGGGAUACUUUGUUCUUCUCUCGUGGAUGCCGGUUUAUUUCAAGACAGUGUUUAAUGUGAACUUGAAGCAAGCAGCAUGGUUUAGCGCCAUUCCAUGGGGAACAAUGGCGGUUUCUGGCUACUUCGCGGGCUCGGUAUCAGAUGCACUAAUCAAAGCAGGCUACCCCGUGACAUUAGUCCGGAAGGUCAUGCAGUCUAUCGGGUUCAUCGGACCUGGCUUAGCAUUACUUUGUUUAAAUUUUGCGACAACGCCAACGGUUGCAGCGGUUUUGUUGACAGUAGCAUUGAGCUUGAGCUCGUUCAGCCAAGCCGGCUUUCUCCUCAAUAUACAAGACAUAGCGCCUCAACAUGCAGGAUUUCUCCAUGGAAUAUCAAACUCAGCAGGGACAUUAGCAGCAAUUAUGAGCACAAUUGGAACUGGUUAUUUUGUACAGUGGCUUGGCUCCUUCCAGGCAUUCUUGACUGUUACAGCAUUGAUUUACUUCAUGGCAGCCAUUUUCUGGAACGUUUUCGCUACCGGGGAGCGGGUCUUUUAGGCUCAUCUGUUUCAAAACCUGAGGAAGAAGAGAAGGAAGAAGAGAUUCAGUGGCUGAUUUUGUUCGGGGCUCUAUACUAAUUUAACAAGUAAUUCCAAUAAUUCAUAAAAAUUAAUAAAUGAAAAUAUAAUUCAUCACUA
Molecule: messenger RNA, 1785 nt
Organism: Momordica charantia (bitter melon)
Lineage: Eukaryota; Viridiplantae; Streptophyta; Magnoliopsida; Cucurbitales; Cucurbitaceae
Gene: PHT4;2
Product: phosphate transporter 4;2
Biological process (GO): transmembrane transport
Cellular component (GO): plastid
Molecular function (GO): phosphate transmembrane transporter activity
Source: RefSeq, a predicted model, not a curated record